Messenger RNA from Dentiscutata erythropus, 1017 nucleotides. NCBI's taxonomy places the organism in Eukaryota, Fungi, Glomeromycota, Glomeromycetes, Diversisporales, Gigasporaceae. The record is from the annotation of a GenBank genome assembly.
AUGUCUUCUAAAAAACAAGUAAAAAAAACUACUCUUAGUAACAAACAAAGAACAGUCCAGCAUUUGGAUCUUGAAAAUGCAUUACUUGAGUGGGUUUUACAAAACCAAGACAAUUUUAUAAUAAGUGAUGGAAUUUUGAUUGAAAAAGCAAAAACUUUUGCUAAACUUUUAAAAAUACCUGAAAGCAACUUUAAGUUUUCAUACAGAUGGUUAUUUAAGUUCAAAAAAAAGCAUGGUUUAGAACAAUUAAAAAAGCAUGGAGAAGAUGCUUCUGUAGACGAUAAUCAAGUUACAAUAGCUAUUUCUCAGUUGAGAGAGGUUCUAAAAGAAUACAAUUUAAAAGACAUUUACAACAUGGAUGAAACAGGGUUAUUUUAUCGGCUCAGUGUCAUGUAUGAGUCAAGUAGUAAAGCAUGUAUGAUGACUGUGUUAUUUCAAGCAUGGCUUAAAGAAUUCGAUGUGAAAAUGGCCAAUCGUAAAUAUGAAUCUGGAAAUGAUGAUAAAUUAAAUGUUCUUAAUGCCAUAAAAUUUAUUGUUCAGGUAUGUAAUUGCUUCUGGCAUACAGGAACCCUUCCAGUUAUUCAAAAUAACGAAGAGCCUACUAAUGAUAAUGAUGAUGAGUUAAUAGAAGAAAUGAAAGCGGAUAUUGAAGCACUUAAUUUUCGAAAUGCGAUAGAUCUUGAAAACUAUAUUAAUUACCCAGAAGAAGAAGACACAAACGAAAUCUUGGAUAAUCAGGAAAUCUUAACUUUGGUUACUAAUAUAGAACCAGAGGAUUUAAAUGAUGACAAUAGUGAAGACAAAGAUGACAGUAGAGAAAUUCCUCUCAUUGUCUACCACGAGGCGCUAAAUGCUAUAAAGGUGCUAAAUCAACACCUUAUACAACAGAAUCUAAGUGAUAAAGCCCAGUUGGACCACAUUCUAGCUCUAUUAAAUUUACAAAAGACAAUUAGAAAAAGUCGAAGAACAAUUUUUAAACAAGUGAACCUUGAAGCCUUCUUUCAAGUUGAUAACUAA